Molecule: messenger RNA, 1955 nt
Organism: Ceratina calcarata
Lineage: Eukaryota; Metazoa; Arthropoda; Insecta; Hymenoptera; Apidae
Product: voltage-dependent anion-selective channel
Exons: 6
Coding region: 122-973 (283 amino acids)
Biological process (GO): monoatomic anion transmembrane transport
Cellular component (GO): mitochondrial outer membrane
Molecular function (GO): voltage-gated monoatomic anion channel activity
Source: RefSeq, a predicted model, not a curated record
GGCAAGGUUGAGGACAGGGAUAGGUUCCAUCUUUCUCUCCCCCGGUUAUCGUCUCACGUACGCAAUUCCGAGGCGAAGUCACGCAGUUUUCCGCACUCGUGUCUUGUAACAUAAAACAAUCAUGGCCCCACCGUCGUACAGUGAUUUGGGCAAAAGUGCUCGUGACCUGUUCUCCAGCGGGUACCACUUCGGUUUAAUCAAAUUAGACGUUAAAACGAAAACUAAAUCCGGUCUAGAGUUCUCCAGCGGCGGCGUUUCCAAUCAGGACACCGGCAAGGUUUUCGGUACGUUGGAGACUAAAUACAACAUCGACGAGUACGGAUUGAAAUUCAGUGAAAAGUGGAACACUGAUAACACCCUCGCCACCGAUGUCACCUUCUCCGAUAAACUGCUGAAAGGUCUCACCCUUGGUUAUGGGUGCACGUUCUCUCCACAAACUGGGACCAAAACUGGAAAACUGAAGACAGCUUUUAAACAUGAUAAUUUAUCUGCUACUGCCGACUUCGAUCUCAGUCUAUCCGCCGGUCCGUUGAUUAACGCGUCGGCUGUUAUAGGACAUCAAGGGUGGCUGGCUGGUUACCAGGCCUGCUUCGACACGCAAAGAAACAAACUUACAAAAAAUAAUUUCGCCCUCGGUUACACCGGCUCCGACUUCACCCUUCACGCCGCGGUGAACAACGGGUGUGAGUUCAGCGGCCUGAUUUAUCAUAAAGUGAAGUCAGACUUGCAAGGGGCGAUCAAUCUCGAGUGGAACUCUAGCAACAAUAUAACACAGUUCGGUAUCGCUACUAAAUACAAUCUCGAUCAGGACGCGUCUGUGAGAGCUAAGGUCAACUCGAAUCUCCAAGUAGGCUUGGGAUAUCAGCAAAAGUUGCGCGACGGUGUGACUUUGACGCUCUCGACGAACAUCGACGGGAAGAACUUCGGCUCUGGUGGGCACAAGAUCGGCAUCGCACUAGACCUACAAGCUUAAGUACGUACGAUUUGCGGACACGGAAGAACUCGACUGAAUCGAAAGGUCUUAAGGUCAUGUUUUGCGUGAUCAAGGGCAGUGUCACGGUACAUGCUUCAGAUAAAAGUAUUGCCUAUAACAUAUAGAUAGGUUUAUCCCGAAAUAGAUGCCACAAGGUACCGUGCGUCGUUUAAAAAUAGUCCAAGGGAUGUUAGUUUGAAAUAUACACGAAUAUAAAAUGAAAAUGGUAACAGUAUCUUAUCGUGAGUAAACAAAGUUUACUAAUUCUUCAAAACGAAAUAGAGAACCGUUCUAUUUUCUCUCUGUACCACGCAGUCUGUUACCAGUUCCUGUCGAUGAUAAAGCAGUGUAAUUAAAACGAUCGGCUAAAGUCAGUCGAAAAGAAAGUUUGGUGUACACGGUAAGAUCUGUGAUUGAUUUCGAGAUACGAACACACACAGUACACUGCACAUAAGUUCUCGUAGCUACACGAAACCAUCGUUUAACGUUAGAAUUUAUUGUAAAGAACGUCUACGUAAUAUAUUAUACUAAAUAAAAAGCUACAUACAGGGAUUUGGGAUUAAAUGGUAUGGAAUAUAUAUAUAUAUCGAGUACGUGUCAGCUGUUAAUUCUUAAAGCGAAACAACGUUCAUUCCUGCCUGCAUAAUUAAUGUGAAACAGUACUACUGCCAGUGCGGCUAUUUUAGGAUUCAAACCUAUUGUCAAAUAUAUGUUCGAUUACUAUGGUAGAUAGUAUUCAGACGGUCAAAAGUCUGGCGUAUAUUAAAACGGGGAUGUGUGACAUCGUUUUUAAAAUAUUAUUACAGAUAAUUUUAGUUGUAUAAAUAAUUCCACGGUCUUGUUCUCUGUAGCGAGCUUGUAAGACGUUUGUACUCAUACGAUUUUAUUCUCCUAUAUACGCCGACUGUUGUUAAACAAACACUCUUCAAUUAAGCUUCGAUCAUCAUCAGUUCGUACAAUAAAAAAACGAAAGUUAAAUUUA